This is a messenger RNA of Eublepharis macularius, 2341 nucleotides long. RefSeq names its product churchill domain containing 1 (gene CHURC1). The transcript is spliced from 4 exons. Gene Ontology annotation, biological process: positive regulation of DNA-templated transcription; fibroblast growth factor receptor signaling pathway; multicellular organism development. The record is from RefSeq and is a predicted model, not a curated record. The coding region runs from base 41 to 379 and encodes 112 amino acids. NCBI's taxonomy places the organism in Eukaryota, Metazoa, Chordata, Lepidosauria, Squamata, Eublepharidae. Gene Ontology annotation, molecular function: zinc ion binding.
UGUGACGUCACUGGGCUCCUAGUGGCGGAGGAGAGGCGACAUGUGUGGUGGCUGCGUGAAGACGAAGUACCCGUCUCGGGGUAACAUCUGCUUGGAGAAUGGGUCUUAUUUGCUGAACUAUCUGGGUUGCAUCGAGUGUAAAAAGAGGGAUUUUGUAAUGAUAACAAACAGAACAUCAGAGGAAGAGGAUGGAGAGGAAAUUAUCACUUAUGAUCAUGUAUGUAAGAACUGUCAUCAUGUGAUAGCCAGACAUGAGUAUUCUUUCAGUGUAGUGGAUGAUUAUCAGGAGUAUACUAUGCUGUGCCUGCUCUGUGGCAAGGCAGAAGAUUCUAUCAGUGUCUUGCCUGAUGAUCCUCACCUGAUGACUCCAUUGUUUUGAAGUUUAUUUUUUUAGAUCAGUUCUAGCGUGUUGGUUUGCUACUAAGGAAAGCAUGUCAUUAAACUGAUACUUUUAAAAAAAAAUCACAACCACUCUGUGUUGAGAAUGAAGUGAUAUAAUCCAUCACUAAGAUAUUUAGGCUGAAACUUAUUUAUUUAUUUACUUUAUUUCUCUCCCACUUUUCUUCCCAAUGGGAACCCCAAGCAGCUCACAUCACUCUCCUCUCCUUCAUUUUGUCCUUACAAUAGCCCUGUGAUGCUUGUCAGGCUCCGCUUCCAUGGCGGAGUGGGGUUUUGAACCUGUGUCUCCCAUAUCUGUUCUUUCUUACCUAUCCAUAUAGUGUUCCCUGAACUUGCAGGUGGCAUAUAAGGUGGCUGGUGGAAGCAGUUACCUCUGAGGUAGCUGUAGGACCUCCUUGCUAAGAGAUUGGUUUUUUUCCUGACAAUGCUAUCUGACCAAAGGUAAAGGUGCAAGCACGGAGUCAUUACUGACCCAUGGGGGGACAUCGCAUCACGACAUUUUCUUGGCAGACUUGUUAUGGGGUGGUUUGCCAUUGCCUUCCCCAGUCAUCUACACUUUACCCCCAGGAAACUGGGUACUCAUUUUACCGACCUCAGAAGGAUGGAAGGCUGAGUCAACCUUGAGCCGGCUAUUUGAACCCAACUUUCACCAGGAUCGAACUCAGGUCAUGAGCAGAGCUUGGGCUGCAGUACUGCAGCUUACUACUCUGCGCCAUGGGGCUCCUGACCAAAGGAGAAUACUCAUACUGUUUUAUAAUUGACUUAUUCACAAAUGACAGUAAGUAAGAGCUAAUGAAAUGAAUCCUCAACAGGAAAAUGGACAAAGAGGAAUCACACAGCUUCUUUGCUCUAUAGCCACAGGGAAGGUCCUGAUUGACAUUUAAUUGCAGUGAAUUAACUGUGUAAUUAAAAUUCUAUGCUGACCCUGUUGAUUUAACAACUUUCUGUGAUUCAGUUAUAGUACAAGCCUGUGUGGUACAUGACCAUUUCUGUCUGGCUUUGAUUAGGAUGUCACCGCUGGAUGAAGUACGGGAGAGAAUGCAUCAGAUACAAAAUCAAAGGAAAUGCAAACUUUCACCCUUUGUGAAUGGAGAUAUUUGUCUCUGUUUGGCUACUGCAAGGAUAUACAUAGUGAAGUAUGGAACAGUGCCAUCACACAAACUUUAUUUCUUGCAAUCAAGAAGAAGCAGGGGAGUAACUGGCACUCUCUAGUUCUAGGAAGAGAUAAUUGAGAAAUGAGGUAUACAUAGGGUUGCCAUUUGUCUGGGUGUGGUGGGCAUUCUCCCACUAAAAUCUAGGACUGCCCACUAGUGACAGAGAAAAACGACAGAAAACCAGCAGUGAUGCUCUGUGAUUUUCCUUUUUAGUUUGUACAGUAAAACACCCUUGAGACAGAGCAUCUGUCCCCUCUGUGACCCGCCCUUGCUUCCUGGCACCCCUUGCCUAGCUCUCGUACUGCAUCUACAUGGGGCUACCUCCUCCACUGCUUGGCACCUAUUGGGACAAGGAUGAGAGCAGCCUGCUGCUUGAAGCGUUGUGGUGUGACCAGUUCCAGCAGCCAGUCCUUUCCAGGAGUGCCUGUUGGCUAGGCUGGCUCCCCCCUCUUCCCUGUCUGAAGCCUUGCUCCGUCGGAUUUCACCAACUGGUUGAUGUGUUUGUAUACUGUGAGAGACCAUUUAUGAAAUUAUGCCCGUGAGGAAGUCUAGUGUACGAAACGCUGGCAAAAGACCCAUAAGGCUGUUCUUGAAGAGUCUUUAUAGCUCCAUUUCCAUCUGGAGGAUGGUCGUCUCUCUGCAAAAUGAAAAUAUGGAAAUAUGAAAUAUGAACUGAAUUUUAAUGUAUUGUCGAAGGCUUUCACGGCCAGAGAAUGAUGGUUGUUGUGGUUUUUCCGGGCUGUAUUGCCGUGGUCUUGGCAUUGUAGUUCCUGACGUUUCGCCAGCAG